Molecule: messenger RNA, 1789 nt
Organism: Cherax quadricarinatus
Lineage: Eukaryota; Metazoa; Arthropoda; Malacostraca; Decapoda; Parastacidae
Product: 18S rRNA aminocarboxypropyltransferase
Biological process (GO): maturation of SSU-rRNA
Molecular function (GO): rRNA small subunit aminocarboxypropyltransferase activity
Source: RefSeq, a predicted model, not a curated record
GAGCUUACAGCUCACAAGACUGUCAUUCCCAUUAGCCCCCUUGGGGCGGGGAUGGCAGACCAGAGGCCUAGCUUGUGGCUAGGCCUGGGGACAGUUGGUCCCAAAGAUGAGGAGGUACUUGUGCCUCCUCCCAUGGAGACUUCGGUCUCAGACACUCCCUAAAGAGGGAGCCAAGGCCGGGCCACCACUUGGAAAAGGCCCGGGCCGGGAGAAUACCGGCGAAUCUUUAAUAAUAAUAAUAAUAUUUAGGCACAGGAUGAAUCGACAUGGUGGUCGACAGAUGCGAAAGAGCGGAAGAGGAAAAGCUCACGCUGGAAAAGGGAGUCAAGGAAGCUGUCAGCAGCAAAUGGGGCGACGGGAAAGAUUUGAAGCAAAUGCUGAUUCGGCAGCAGCGAGUUUUAGUGAGGUACUGGAAGAUGAAGCUCUGCAAAAACUUGAAAUUAAAGAUGAAAGUGAUGAAUGUGAGUUCAGCAAUACCACCCAUUUAAAUAGCAAACAAGUAGAAGAAAAUAUAGAAGAUGAAGAGGAUGAUGACGAGGACAACAGUGAUUGUGAGUCCAGGUACGAAAUGUGUAAUAUAAAUUACCCUGUGGCCAUGUGGGACCUGCAACAUUGUGACCCAAAGAAGUGCUCUGGAAGGAAACUGGCUCGUCAUGCCAUGGUUAAACUCCUCAGACUUGGCCAGAGAUUUAGCGGGCUAGUUCUUACUCCAGUUGGAAAGAAAUGUAUCUCACCAGAGGAUGCAAGUAUUCUCCUGCAACAUGGCAUUGCUGUAGUGGAUUGCUCAUGGGCAAGGUUGUCAGAGACUCCCUUCAACAGGAUGAAAACAGCUCAUCCAAGGCUCUUGCCUUAUCUUGUGGCAUGUAAUCUUAACUAUGGCCGGCCAUGCAAGUUAUCAUGUGUAGAGGCUAUUGCGGCCACUAUGUAUAUUUGUGGGGAAAAGAAAGGUGCCGAGUUAUAUUUGAGCAAGUUUAAAUGGGGUAAAACUUUUAUAAAAAUCAAUGCAGAGCUUCUGGACAAGUAUAGUGCAUGUAGUACCAGUACAGAUGUUGUCCAGGUGCAAAAUGCAUACCUUGAGGAACUGAAGGAAGAAUCACUGAGAAUAAAAGACGAUAUUGAUUUACCACCAUCAGAAUCGGAGUCAGAUGAAGAGGAUGAGCAAGACAAAGAUGAAGGUCUAAGAAACUAAGGAAGAAGGCAAGUGUAAAGAUCAAGAUUGCAGCUAGACAAAGGAGUGGAUAAAGGAAGACAAGGUUGAAAGUCAUCAUUAUUGAUGAAGGCAAUUGUAAGCAUCAGAAUCAAAGUGAAAGUGGUUGAGGAAGGCGAGAGUGGGAGUUCAAGUCAUUAACCCUUAAACUGUCCAAACGUAGAUCUACGUUGACAUGUUUAGCACUCCGAACAUAGAUCUACAUUUUUUUUACAUGCUUUCAAAUGGAGAAAAUAAAGGUCGGAGCACUACGCACGGGAACAUAGAUCUACGUUUGGACAGUUUAAGGGUUAAGGAACAAGGCAUGUGUAAACAUAUGAGUCAGAAUCAAUUAAGUACAUGAAAAAAAUGAGGAUGGGAAUCCAAGUCACUGGGAAGGAGGCAAGUGUUUAUAAAUAGGAUCUUAUUCCCAGCUAUGGCUUGAGUUAGACGUCCAUAUGUGUUAUGACUUGCUGUCAUGUUAAAAACAAAGAAGUUCUUCAGUAUUAGUACAUUUUGUUGAAAUUCAUGUUAUAAAAUUUAUGUAAAGUUUAUGCAUAAGCAUGACUGCAGCAUUUCUUGGUUAAUAAAUAAAUUUUAUGU